Messenger RNA from Eriocheir sinensis (Chinese mitten crab), 5811 nucleotides. Its product is annotated as disintegrin and metalloproteinase domain-containing protein 33-like. NCBI's taxonomy places the organism in Eukaryota, Metazoa, Arthropoda, Malacostraca, Decapoda, Varunidae. The transcript has 17 exons. Gene Ontology annotation, biological process: membrane protein ectodomain proteolysis. The record is from RefSeq and is a predicted model, not a curated record. Gene Ontology annotation, molecular function: metalloendopeptidase activity. Bases 380 to 4240 code for a protein of 1286 amino acids.
CAGUGCGCCAGUCUACAACGGGGCGCGUCAGCUGUGAGGCGGGCACGGGUGCGGGCAAGAAGAGUGUCGAGCAGCAGGACAAGUUCAUCUCUCACACCAACACACUUGAGUACUUUGAAAGACACUUAGAAUAUUUAUUGCAUUUUAACUAAAAAAAAAAAAAAGCGUUAUGACUUCUUACUUCAUGUCGUUUUGAAGGAUCGGUAAAUCUCAUCAACAAUGUGUUAUGUCAGUGGUGAAAAAGGUUCUUCAAAUCAUAUCGAUCGAGUGCAGAAAAGAGAAGACUAGUGAAGACUAUCGAAGAUAAGUAAAGGCCAGUGAAGAGCCUGCGGCAGCACACAGGCACAAACAGCUGGCUGCGGCCAGCAACCCGUACGAGAUGCUGCUGCUGCACAAUACAGUUGUCUGUGCGACUACACUUUUGCUGUGCUUCAACUUUUCCAGCACAGCAGAGCAGGCCCUCCAACCUAACACUAAGGUGCAGGCGUCUCUUGAGGGUGAGACACGCCUACCCCAGCAGGGCGGGCCGGCGGGGGCGGCAGCUGCUGUACACCUCACCGCCACAACGCAAGAACCACCGAUCCAUAGACUGGCGGCAGGAGACUCCUCCAGACAAAACAAGGGACGUGAUCAACCAUCAACUUCGGAGGAAAGUGAAAAUAAGGUGCCUCCAGAAGCCAGUGACAACACAAGACAAGGGACGACGGGAAUGAAUGACGGGAGGGCAAGAGCUGCUGGUGAAGGCAGAAAACAGGAAAAGGUUACCCAGGGAGUCAGAGAUAAUCUUGACACACAAGAGUGGUUCACGGAGACGCUCAACGUCACCAUCACCCCAAAAGUCACCUGGACACGCCGCAGAGACCCCCACGGCCCCCCACCCCCCACACAGGAGAAAGAUUCAUCGGAGAAGAGAGGAAAGCGUGACGAGGACGCGGAAGAGCACAUCCUCCUGACGGUUACCUUCAAUAAGGACGGCCAGGCACUCAUCCUUGACCUCCACCCUAACAGAGACUUGCUGACGGCAGCGUACACGGAGUCGAGCGGCGGUGUGGCCGGUGGGAAUGACACACUUCCGAGAGAGAGCAAGGCGCCACCCUGUGAGUACCAGGGGGUGGUGAGGGGCAUGGCGAAGACGUGGGCGGCUCUGUCGGUUUGUGGCGGUCUCAGAGGCGUGGUGUCCGUCACCCUAGAAGAGGGCCAGCAGGUGGAUCUGAUGGUAGAGCCGUCGCCUGGGUCCACCUCUCCUCGAGGACCCCACACAGUGCUCUCCGCCGCCCUUCUCCGCAUGCAGGAUGGAGUUUGUGGCGUGAAGGAUUCCGGGUCACCGGCGGAGACGGAAGAGGAAGCCGAGGACGCCCACCCCACAGCUGAGAGGAGCACCAACGCCUCCUCCUCCCCUGGCCGCCGGGCGCGGCGCUGGGCCCAGCUGAUGGGCGGGCCGAUGUGGUACCAGGGCGACACCAGGUUCGUGGAGUUGGUGCUCGUGGCGGACCAUUCGUUCUUCGUUUCUCACGGCGACCAGACACGAUCCCGCUGCAAGGCCAUCGUCAACAUUGUCAACGCGGUGUACCGUCCGCUGGGCGUGGUAGUGGUGCUGAGCCACCUGGAGGUGUGGGAACACGGUGACAAGAUACCCGUCACGGAGAACUACUCACAGAACCUCAACCUUUUCAAAACAUAUCGCAAGAAGAUGCUGGAGGAGGAACCCGACUACAACAACGACAACACCAUGCUGCUCACGACCGUUGACUUCAACAGCAACACCGUCGGUUUUGCUGUCGUCUCCGGAAUGUGCGGCAUCGCAUUGUCCACGGGCGUGGUGCAGGACAAACCACAACAGCACGUGGGCGUCACGGCCUUCACCCUGGCACACGAAAUGGGACACAACUUUGGCAUGAAACACGAUGAGGAGCAGGAGGACUCGUGUCAUUGUAGAUCCUGCAUCAUGAGUGGCCAGGGCAGUUACAAGUACAAGCCCCACACCUCCUGGAGCUCUUGUAGCAGGAAGGUGAUCGAAGGGAGUCUGAACUCCGUAACCUACCAGUGCCUGAGGAACGUGCCGGAGCGUAUGUUCCCGAUCAGCAGCUGCGGCGACGGAGUGGUGGACGCCGGCGAGCAGUGCGACUGUGGCCCCGCGGAGUUCUGCGACAACCCGUGCUGCGUCGCCAAAACCUGCAAGUUUGCCGUCAACGCUUCUUGCGCCUCUGGUCCCUGUUGCGACAUAAAGACGUGUCAGCCCAAAUCUGCGGGUAUAGUGUGCCGCGCGGCCUUCACGGAGUGUGACUUGCCCGAGUUUUGUUCUGGCGACUCCCAGUUCUGCCCCGAGGACGUCAACAAGAGGGACGGGGCGCCCUGCAACAACGGACAGGGUCACUGCUACGAGGCGAAGUGCGGCAGCCAUCAGGACCUGUGCCACCGCGUGUGGGGACAGAGUGCCAGAGUGGCAGACCCUGUGUGCUACUCAGAACUUAAUAAACGAGGAGGAUCGAACGGCAACUGUGGUUUUAAAGGGGAGGGCAAAACUGAUCUGCUCCCGUGUGCCGACGGAGACGAACGCUGUGGUUCCCUCCAAUGCCUGGUGGAGCCGGGCACGGAACCGAAACGGCUCGGUGCAGCUUAUAACUAUGGGACUUACACUCCUCGCACUUUUCCAAGAGCUAGCUGUUCCUAUAUCGUCUCCUCCGACACCCUCCGCCCCAGCUACUGGCUCACACCUGACGGAGCACAGUGCGGAAAAAAUAUGAUGUGCUUGAAGCAGAAGUGUGUGCGCAUGCCCGAGCCCGCCGGCGACUGCCGCGGCGGAUGCUCGGAUCGCGGCGUGUGCAACAGCCGCAACCACUGCCACUGCGAUCCCGGGUUCGCGCCGCCAGACUGCUCCAAGGAGGGCUCGGGAGGUUCCAUCGACAGUAACAAGAUUGGACGCGAUCGAUACAAAGACCCGUUGUGGGAGACGAUCUUCAUCAUGUCUUUGAUUCUCUUGGGGAUCGCCAUCGCCAUCUUUUGUCUGUGGAGUCACAUCCGCCGAUGGUGGGAGACAGGUGGCCGCGGCAAAAUUUGUCCCUGCUGCGCCCGCUGCCUUGAUAUCUGCUGUUGUUCUCUCAUGUCACUCAUCACCGACCGCCUCUUCGUCAAAAAGAAUAAGGAAGACGUGUCCAAAGAGGCCCAAGACGAGUAUGAGCGAGACAGGAUGAUCUGCCAGGUAGAUCUUGACAUCAAGGACCAACAGCCCAAGACCAAAUCCUGGGGCGUAGCCAGCGAGAUGCUUGUAACGGAGGUCACAACCACGACACCAAAGAACUCGCCAGACUACAGGAGAAAAAUCCUGCUUCCCUCUAAUCACUCUGACUGUCAUUCCAAGACAGUAGAAAUUCCUAACCGUCCGACGUAUAUGCAGUCUGUCUCUGUGGACUCUGGCUGUGUCUCAGAUGGGGACGACACCACCGUGAAGGAUCCUUUUGGCUCACAGAUGUCGAUGAAAAGUUUGCUGAACUUAUUUAAAAAUUUUGGUUCUCGGAGCCCUUCCUCAGCCCCCGAGGAAGAAAACGCGCCGCCCAAGACGUACGAGCGGCAGCGAUCCAUGCCGCUGAGUCGCUUUGUGGUUGACCCACUGGCAGGGAGCCGCCGCUCUCGUCAAGGUACUCCCCCGCCGAACCACCUGAAGUCGGAGUGGCGUCGCUCCAUCUCUAUGGACACAAAGACCAACCCCUCAGAUUGCCCAGGAGGUAAGCCAUUCCCGCCACAGCCACCCACGGGGAAGCUUUCUAAGGGUAUUAGUAGCUUGACUCAAACGUGUAGAUCAACGGAGCAGAAUAUGGCCACGACAAGGGAUGGGCGCUCAGAUGACAACGGGCAAGGCACGCCCAUCCCCGAAGAACAGAAAUCCCUAAGGCCGGCACCUGCUCGUCCACCCCCAGCUGCGCCUUCUACCACACCGUCCCCCACAUCAAAAGUGAGGAAGGUCCUGAUGCCUCCAAGCAAGAAAGAUUUGACAUCGGUCAGUAGAAAGACACAAUCAAGUAGUGAAUCUUCGCCACCAAGUAACAGUUCGUCAAAAACUACACAAGAAAAUAUCAAGGGUCCCCCAAAACGACCAGUCCUGCCGCCAGGUAAGAGAUCCCCAAAGCACUCUGGAGUCACGCCUUGUGGGUCUUCCGCACAGCGAGCUGACGGAGGUUUACAUCGUCCUUCCCCGGCAGGUGGAAGAGUCAAGGACUUGGCUAAGAAAUUAGAAAAGCAAUAACAGUGAUGCAAUGGUCGGCAAACUCUACAAGCAAUCCAGAGACUAGGAGUUUCAAGUCUCAACAUUAUAGUAGAUGGAGGCAAUUUGAUUAAGUGGAUCCCCUCUCAGACUGUAGCCUGUUCAUCCACAUGGCAGGCAACUCUGCUAAAAUGAAGUGCGUGUCUUACAGUGGAUGAAGUGUGGUAGAUGGAAACUUGAUGGAGGGUGGUAUAUACGAUGUCAGGAACAAAACCGUCGGGGUCAGGAUCAGAAGAAUUAAGACUGUGUACUUCAGCCAAUGAUUCGUCGUUGUUGGCGCAUGACGUCGCGUGGGAGACAGCCGUGGUAAGAUCGUCUCUGAUAGGACAGCGGCUCGAGUCUGCCUGUCUCUCGCUCGUCAAAAGAACUGGCUUCUCCACACUGUAAGUUUACUUUCAAUAUCUGUAGCUGACUUUUUUUUACAGUAAAGAAAGCAGCUCACGGACAAAAAAAAAUGAGAGGAAAAAGAAAAGCACUGGAGAGUCGGAAUAUAGUGGAUUACAACUAUGAUGAAAAAAUCUAAAACUGACAAAAAAUAAACGAGAUAAUUCGAGUUAAAUCAACGAUGGGAUAGUAAUGUUUAUGCCAUUUUUUUAUUUCAUACUGAUUAUCUUCAUUAAAUUAUCAAGCUACUACAAUAGCAUUUAUUGACUUAUGACUGGGAAAAUUUUUCUUUCUGAACAUGCUGAUGUUAUCAAAUUUCACAUAGGUAAAAAACGGAGGCGUGAAGAGACAAAAAAAAAAAAAAGAGGAUGCGUGAGUGGGACGUGCAAGCAGGAAAGGUUCGAGGAGAGCGAAGGGUUAAGAGAAGGUGUAGUUUGAGCACCUGUCUUCAGGACGAAAGAGAGGCCUUCCUGGGUCUGUAAUUCCUCCUUCUUACGACUUGAAGACUUUCAUGAGAGCAUCAAGACCUCCCUGACUAAUUUUACCCUCAAUUUUGGCUUCUAUGCCUUCCUCCUCCACUCCUCUUUUCAGUGCCUACCUCCACCUCAUUCCUCUUCUACCUCUCGUUUCCUACCUACCUCUCUCCCCCCCUUUUCAUCACCUCAUUUUCUCCAUCGCUCAGUGCCUACUUCCACCGCUUUCCUUUAAUUUUUCCACUUGUCCCGUGCCUCCAUACUCGUUCCUCUGGUUCACUCUCGCCAUUUCAAUGAAGAUGCUGAUGCUGCUUGUCUUGCCAUGGUCCCUCACCUGGCCGCUCACCAGACACAUGUAUGUGUUUAGUGGACCUUGAGGUGACGUUCUUUCAAGUCACCUUCGAUUGUUCUGGUAUCUGAAAGUUUUGUUCGUGUUCCUUGUACGUUAGUGUGUUACAUGUUUCUUUUACUGUAUUACGGCAACGUUCAAAAUACUUUAUUUUAGGGUACCUUUGUUUUCCUUUUGGCAUUUUUUUUAGCAUGUUCCAUUUGUUUGUAAUUUAAACUGUGUUGUGUGUUUCAUAUAGUGUGUUACUAUGUACUUGAUGUUUCAUUGUGUUGUUUACCUUACCCUGUACCCAGUGUAUUGUGUUGCGUCAAUGUGCUGUGUCAAUAUAUUAUUCUUGUGUGCUGUAU